UAGCAGUUUUCCCGUUUGAAAGAGACCAGUGAUGGCGGAAAAAUAAUGAGCAAGAAAAGGCAAGAAAAUUGGCUUUUAUGUAAUUUAUGUGGUAGACUUCUCUAUUUUCGCCAUCUCAAUGAGCACUUGGUGAAUUGCACUCGGGAUUCGGAAGCAGAGUGCUCUCAGCCACUUUCUGACCACGCUUUCAUCCAAGAUGGCUGCCUCCACGCCGUUGUUGCCGAGAAGAAUAUAUCAACAAUUCUGUCAGGUUAGUUAACAUAGAAAUAGAGCUAAAAGUCGUGAAGACGCAACUUGAAAUCGUCUUCUUUACUUUUAGGCUGUUAUUUUAGUUUUUGUAUUCAAGACAGUUUUGACACAAGGCUAGUGAAGUAAGUGCCACUAGGCAAUCGCCUGAAGCGGGAUUUUUUAAAUUUAGCAUUGCGGGAUUUUUUAAAUUUAGCAUUGAUAAUCAAGGAAAACCUUGUACCGUCACUUUGAAAUAGCUUUGGGCAAAGCCAAAAACUAGGUAUCUGGGAACCUUGAGAUAAGAAGUUGCUUAAUUUAUCAUUGACGUUAACUUUUUAUGCCCAACUGCUUUUCCUCUUAACACCACGUGCAGUUUCCUAGGGCUGUGUAUAAAAGUGGGACGGGGACAAGGGGACGGGGACAUCGGGACGCGUGUGUGGGGACUUGGGACUUGGGGACGUCAAGUAUGGGACGCGGGGACGUCAAAAACUGGGACGCAGGGAACCCGGGAUGUUAAUGAUUAUUGCAAAAGUCGGAGGUAAAUGCGACAUCUCUUUCUUCGUGAAAAUGUGUUAUUUAUGGUCAACAUUAGAUUCCAUCUUCCAAAACCACAUUGGACACCUUAUGAUGUUUACACAAAAUAUUUCUUUGUAAUAGAAGUAUUAAAAGCCCACUGACUAUCGUGAUCAGGUUUAGGGUUGAUUUCCACUGUCGCGUAAUUUUUCCAUGCAUACGUGCGUAAAAUUUACGUUCGCACAUAAAAUAGAGGCAAUGUCUGAAAGGCCGCACGUAAGCGUAAAAGUAGAAUCUCGCUCAACUUCACGUUUAAUCUCGACAAUUUAUAUCUUGCCUAUCUUAUUUACGUGAUUAAAAUUUACUUGCGCAUAGCCAAAAACGCGUCGGUGGAAAUCAACCUUUUAAGUACUGUUAGCAAGCAUUUACUGUUAGGUUUGCCACUAAAAAUGUAGAACAAAAUAAAUAUUGCUGCAAUAGUUGAAUCCCUCGUGGUUUAGUGGUACAGGCGAUGGAUUUCGGAGUUAGAACUUCGGGAUUCGAAGCUCGCUAAUGCCACUUAAUUUUUAUUUAUUUGGAGUCGAAUGCGGUUAUUCUACAUAAUUUUUGGCGACCGCAACCCACCCUACCCUACUGGCUCCAAUAUUCCAUCAGCAAGAAGACUAGGACAACGGUUUCACUGUCUUCAAUGCAGGGGGUCUUCGCCGAGUCUUCUCUUCGUAAACAGGCAUGGAGGAACCCUAAGGAGGGCAGGGUGGGUUUCCUUUCAUCAAAACAUAUUCACGAGGAAAGUGACUGAUAUCGCAUUUACCUGCGACUUUUGCAAUAAUCAUUCACAUCCCGCCUCCCCUGCGUCCCUGUAUUUGACGUCCUCGCGUCCCCGUCCCACACGUCCCCGCGUCCCAUAGUUGAUGUCCUCAAGUCCCUCGUCUCGCGUCCCACGUCCCAAGUCCCCACACACGCGUCCCGAUGUCCCCGUCCCCUUGUCCCCAUCCCACUUUUAUACACAGCCGUUUCCUAGCAUUCAAUUCAGUUGAAUCGGUGGUCUUAAGUCCACUCGCCUGUAGAUUACUUGACAGGUUUGGUCAGGUUACACCGCUGUACAAUAACUUGUUUGUUGAAUCACCUACAUUGUAUGAUCAGUGUGUCAGUUGCAUUUCUUUGUUUUUGAUCAUGUGUUUUGUCCUGUAUUAAUCAUGGCUGAAAAAUGCUUAACCAGCAAUAUGGCAGUGUUUACUGGUUAUUGGAUUGUUUUCUCAAGAAGUGCAGAGCUAAUUUAUGAAAUCAGAAAUUGGAGGGAGGGUUUACACUCUCAUUUGCAGGUGUAGAGUUCCAGGUCAGUGCAGGUCUAAAGGUGUGGAUGGAGGUACAGGUAGAGGUUGGCUGUGCAUGUGUAGUCUGAUGACGUCUUUAAUAGUUUGUCAGCCUCAUACUGUCCUAUAACAAUUAAUUGGCAGAAAUGAUUGAAAAGAGCAAGCCAAAACAUUUCGAAGACUUAAAGGUCCAUUAGGUUCCAUCAGAUACUUAGAAAUGACUUCAAUUCGGUAGGAGGUAUUUUGCAGAAUGCUGAACGCUGAAUGCAGAACACCAAAUGCCAAAUGCCAAAUGACUCUGAGUUUAGUGGUUGCCGUUCGCAAACUGAGUGAAUCAGAUUCCAUUUAGGGUCAUUUAACUUGGAAAACGGACCUAAAACUUCAUUAACUGAGUUUCCUAACCUUAAUCACACUAAAUUUCAGAGUCAUUCAGUGUCCUGCAGUUCACUGAACGCCAAAUGCAGAAUGCCAAAUGACUUGAAGUUUAGUGAAUGGGUUAGGAAACUAAGUGAAUCAGGUUUUGUUAAGGGUCUUGAUACUUGGAAAACUGACCUGAAACUUGAUUCACUUAGUUUCCUAACCCUUAACACCAAACUUCAGAGCCAUUAGGUGUUCUGCAUUCAGCACUCUACAUGAGGGGUGACAUGUGAAAAAUUAAACUUCAGAAAAUCGUGGGGAAUGUACUAGGUAAGCUUCAAAAAUUGUACAUGACCAGAACAGUCAUCUAGAAAUUUUUAGCCUUCCUCAAGCUAUAGAAAAUUCUCGGCCAUUAAUUUUUGCUUCUCCAUAGAGAUAUAUUACAGAAAACUGUUUUCAGGUGCCCCUGAUGAAAUUGCAACACAAACUGCAAUACCAUGGGUCAAUUUAUUAAAACUUUUACAAGUGUAAUUUCGUAAAGUAUGGAAACAAUAGCCACUUGUAAAUUACAGUGUACACCUGUAAAAGUUUUAAUAAAUUGGCCCCAUAAUGAUGUUAUCAGACAGUGCACCUACACUCUCGCACCUGAACUUGCACCUGCAUCCACACCUGCAGACCCUCACUCACACCUACCAUAAAUGACCUAAUAGAUGCCUGGGGCAUGUCAUUAAAUUAAGGGGUCCGAGAGGGGGCAUUUAGUAGUUAGGAGGCAUUCUAAAGACAGAGGCAUGAAUGGGUAAAUUUAAAUUAUCUAUUUUCUCUAACAGAUAGUAAGUUACCACUGUCCUCUAGAAAUGAUAUUAUACUGCUUAACAGCCAUACAGUGAAGGAAUGCCAUCUGCCUAUUGGCAAAAGGGUGUUGGUAAAGUCAGAAAAGAAAUCUCAAAAGGUAAACAUUUGGAGUUUCUUAGUUAUUACAUGAAUAAUAUUUUAGAGGAUAAUUAUAGCUGAAGAUAUAGUUGAACAGCCUCAUACAAAGGACCACCCAAAGUUCAAAGAUUUACAGAUGUACAUAAUGUAGUGCUCUGUCACGUACAUUAUAAUGAUGAUGAUGUUAAAGUCGGCAGAAAUCAUGCAAUAUAAAUCCUUCAUAUUUCAAGUAUAUUGAUUUUAUCAUUUUGUGCUCCUUUGAAUAUGGGGUAUAUACCGGUAAUUAUAUUGUCAAGUUUUUCAAACCUUUCAAAAGCAAUUUGUUGAUUGACACAUAGUGUGUUCUCUGUAGUUACUGUACUAUGUGUAUUACAUAACCCAGAGUAUGUAAAUAGACUUAUUAAUAAUAAGUGACAACAUUGAACUAAACAUACAUAAUAUGCAUUAUGGCUUAAUAAAAACUGGAUGCAUAGAUUCUUUUUGAAAAAGUCUUUAAGGAUGAACCUAUUCUUGAAAGAGAUUCCCUGUUGUUUGAUUCUCAUAAACGGCCACCUCUCAUGGAGGACGAGAAUAGUGCAAGAAUGGUAGAGUAAUGUAACAGAGGGAUUAUUUGGGUGAUUUUGAUAUCAAAAAAAUAUACCGUACACACAGGAUUGUUCUCUUUCAAUGCUUACGUCCUUUCUUAUUACUUCUGGUUGAUGCCUAGGAGAUGAUGGAAAGAAAACUGACCUCAUAAGGCUCAGUCUCUAAUGCUCUCCAGCCGAGUAUUCCUCAACAGUGUCUAUCAUGUAAUGUAGAUGUCAGACUUCCUCUUUGAGCCCUCUUAUGUGUAGGCACCCAUGUUAUAAUCAGCUGUAAGGCUGGAGAAAAACAUGUCUAAAAAGUGCAAUUCUUCUGUUUGGAAUGGUACUAAGUGGUCACUUUUACCAUAAAUUUUACUGUGGGUAACCAGCCGUUCCAGGAUUUUUUUUUUAAGUAUGCAAUUCUCUUGGUUUAGUUUAACACCGUGAAAUGUUGUCAUCGUUCAUUACUCCACAAACUUUCCAACCCAAGAUCCCAUCUUUCUGGAUCAACUCUCUUCUUGGUAUGAAUAACAUGAUUUGUCUGUUUUCUUCAGAUAGUGUGCCUGGUAUGGCCCGCUUCAGGAGUAUCACCUGAGUGUAAGUAUAUACUAUCACAUACAAAACUCAAUACACCUGCUGUUUGCACAGUUGUCGUGGUUAAAAUUUUUCUUUGUCUUCAGUUUCUCAAAUCAUUGUCCUAUGAGAGAAGACAGGGCAAGCUUACAUUUAUUUUUGUGACGCCGCGAUCUACCAUUUUUGGUUUUCGUGAAUCAUGAUGUACUGAAAAACUGUUCUGUGAAUUGUAAUUUUGAAAGUAAUUAUAAUUAUUAAGGACUGUGCUUCAGCAGUGCCUGGUGGCCCCUGGUGCUUAACUUUUGCACCUGAUGUGUGACUAGAAAAUGUUAGACUUUUCAUAGAAAUCAUAUCCUGGGUGCACUGGAUUUCACGUUCAGAGCACUGGGCUCCCUUCAAUUUCUCUUGAUUAUAAAAAUGUCAAGCUGAGCCAACUAGUAUAUAAUCUCAGUAUCCCUUAUAGGUAUUCUUGCCAAGUUUCACUUUUUUCUCAAAAUGACUUUGGUUUGAGUCUGCAUGUAGUUUUAUUGUUUUCCAUUAUUUUUUGACGUAUUCUCAGGACUAGUUUUUUGAAUAUUUUGAUUUUUUUUUUAUAAUAAUGAAAAAAUUUUUAUUGACAACAAUACUAACUAUUAAAAUCCUAUUUACGAUUAAUUUACUUGAAAAAAAGAAAAAAAUAUUCAUUCAAAACAAUAUUAAUUUACAAUUCCUGUCGAUUUAAAAAGCACUUAAUUUAGCUUAGAAAGAGUUCAUUUAACUAAGAAAAAUUUAUUCAAAUUAAAAACAUUUCAUUUCAAUAAAAGAAAUCUGUCAGCCUCUAAAAUUCAAAAGUUUCUUUCAACUGUUUAAAUAAAAUAAAAUAAAAUAAAAUAAAAUAAAGACAAUUAAUAAAGCAUCUAUAGCUGUUGAGUCUAGGGAAGUCCUGCUUGACCCUUCUCUAUUUCUAGAUCCCUGUCCUUAACAUCUAAGUUCCGCCUUAUCGGGGUUCUCGAUCCCCUUAGGCAUAGGAGGGUGCUUCGCAAAAUUGCAAAGGACACUUUUGCCCUGACCCAUGAAAUUGUUGUGGCGUCGUAGCUCUCUUGCUUUUUUGAAUAUUUUGAUAGGUUUACUUGAAAUUAGAUCAGGAUGUCUAAUUUUUCACUCUACACCAGUGUAGAAUUUGAUCUAUCUAAGAUUAUUUUUAUCUUUUCAAGUUUGUAAGGUCUUCUUUGUUCAUAGUUAUCAAUAUUAAUUUUCUUUUGUUUUGUAUUAUAUUAGGUUGUCCAGCAUUUUUUAAAUUGAGCUUUUAGCUUGGAUGAUUGAGCAAUCACUGAGUAGCUCUUUCAAAUUGAAUAAGUUUUUUCUACCUCUACUUCUUUCUAUAGACUAGAUCUAUUCAGGUCACUUCUGAGUUCAACGUCACUGGUUAGACUAGCUCCUUUUGAUAUGCAUUAAUAGUGGACUUUUGGCAUCUAUAUCUUUUGAGGAAAUCUCAAAAAACAGUUGGCUAAGCUAUACAAUCAUACACUGUAAGCAGAGUAAGGUUAUACUGCUAUCUUACUAUUUUUGUAGGUGCUGUUUUAACACCACUGUCUCUUCUCAAUGGCCAGGUAUGAAGAAAGCUUUGUUUAUUGUUUUAUGGCUUGAAUUGUUUUGUUUCCAGUGAUGAUCAGUGUUUACUAUAUUUACAUAAUUAUUUGCAAUAUUAUCAGCGUGCAAAGAAAGUAGUGUCCAAUAACCAUGGGCCAGUGGAUUUUGCUUUCAGGCUAGUGAAUUCUGUUCUUAACCCUUUCACUCAGCCAGAGUGAAUGUUGGAGUCCCUUAAGGUAGUUAUGACUUUUGAGUCUGUGGACAAAAUCCUAUGAUGUGACCAUUCAAAUGAAAACUCUCUACUUGUACUUUUAAAUGGUGCUAUUUGAUUCCAAAAUUUUGGAAAACCAAAUUUGGGAAUUUGUUUUUACUUUUGCCCUUGUUCACACUUGGCACUGAAAGGGUUAACUUGCCCGAUGGGCAAGUGAUGUUUUUUGAGAAAUUCAAAUUGAUGGGGAACUGUGGAAUCAAUUCUGCUUGUCAAAAAGCUUUUGGGGCUAGUUGAAAUGACGUUUGAGCUGGUAAAUGCUAGCUUCAGCUUGCCCGAAUGGCAAGCGGGAAAAAAUGAUUUUCUUUCCACCCCGAUUAUACACAAACCUUUGGAGCUAUAAAUAUACACAAUGUACACUGUAACAGAUAAGAAGCAGCUGUUCAAAGGUACAGUUGUACUAUGAAUUAAUUUUUUCGUAAGGGCUGGUAAAAAUAGAGGAUAUUACAUGGCUGCACGGGAAUACGAAUUUUAUCUUCGAGUGCUGAAAGUAUCUCUCACGAAUGAGCGAAGCGAAUGAGUGAGAGAUACUUUCAGCACUCAAAGAUAAAAUUCAUAUCCCCAAGCGGCCAUGUACUGUUCUGUUUAUUUUAUAGAUACUCAUGAAAUUCCUACAUAAAACACAACCUUUUUUUAAAUUCAUUUUCGAAACAGCAAAAAAGUGCAAUAAAGUGGUCACCUAUGGCAAAAUGUCUGUCACAAAAAUGUUAUGAAACUUGGAUAUAAAGUUAUAAAGGAGAAAUAAAGACAAUAAUAGAGAAUAAUAGAGCGGGAAGCUCUCUUGUAAUUGGCUAAUCAUGUUAGUAUCCAUGGUGACACCAAUAUCCUCACACGUGAAAGAUAAAAAUAGUAUCUUCACUGCACGCGAUGAAGAUAUGAUUUUUCAGUAAAAGGAAAAAUUCUGGUAUUUCGUCAGUAUCUAUAUAAUAAUGAUGGUAUAUUUAUAUUGUCAGUAGCAGUAGAGGCUGAGCGCUUUAUAAUUUUUCCUCCAUACAGGAUGGGCACUUAUUCGAGUUGGGUGCUAAUUUAAGUUUGGGCGUUUAAUCAAACAAAUAUGGUAAUUAAUAAAUAAAAACUAUAAAAGAAAUGAUUUUGUUUUUCUAUUAGUUUACAGUGGGAGAUAUCAUCAGCAUUAUUCCAUUAAAACAACUCUGUCUGCAUGCUGCGCAAGUGGAACUUGAGUUGUGGUGAGAUAUAAACUAACAAGCAAAUUAAUUCAGUAUGUGAUUCAUGUAACCAUACAUAAAAAACAAUGUAUUUAUGUUGAUUUGUAUCCUGCUUUCAGCGUUGCUGUUGAAUUUGAUAUAAACCAGCUGUUUAUUGAAUAUUGUCUCCAUGAACUAGGUAAGUACAAACAAAAAUUAAAUCACCUCUGACUACAUGACCUUUUGCAGUACCUUAAGUGUUUUUUUUUUUGGCUUCCCCAAAAUCCCUGAACCCCCACUAGAUUUGCUCUGCUUUGCUGUGCCUGUUGUCUUGGGUUCUUUAUUUGUUGAUCUGAUAUUGUAAAUUACACUCAUUUAUCAGGCAACCACUUUGUUUUUCCUGGACACAAAGUACAAGUUCAGUUCUAUGGCAAACAAAGACAACUUUUAGUUACAUCAGUAAGGGGAUCCUAUCCCACAUCUAAGAAACCAAUUUCUUCAACACAGUCUUGUGGUAGUACAACUGUGGAACUUGAAAACCAUCUGGAAGCUUUAAAGCUAAACAGUACUUCAACAGACAAUACACAAGUGGUGUUGUCUUUUUCAAAGGAUGAUGAUUCUAUACAUAGUGAGAAAGUCACAUCUACUUGCCAACCAAAUAGUCAUGAGAAAGAUUUCGGCAGAAGUGGAAGUAAAGCAGAAACUAUAGGAUUGAAUAAUCAAACUCAGCAGCUUGAGGUGGAGUCAAGCAUAGAACUUCAAUUUCAACAAUGUAAUCAAGAUGGUAGUCAAUCAGUAUUUUAUUACAUAUCUCCUGAAGAAACACAAUUAUUAAUUCAUGCACAUGGAUCAAGUCAUGGCAAUGAUAAUGACUCAAGGACAAAAGUGACAUUUGAUUCCAUCGGAGGACUACAGAAACAGGUUAAACUAGUGCGUGAAAUGAUUGAGCUUCCAUUAAAACACCCAGAGAUGUUCACAAGUCAUGGUAAGUAUUGUGGAUAAUAUUCAGUUUUUGCUAUGAGAUGUAACCUGCGGGAAAGCUUUGCAGGGCCCUCCCCCUCCUGUUUUGCCUCAUUGCCAGAGUGCCCCAGGGAGCCUGCUUGUAGGCUAGUAGGGUGCUCUUUUUGGUACUUUCUGUUAAAAGUAAAAUAAUUAUAUCCCUGGCAUAAUUUUUUUUGCUUGCUACCCUGCGAGCAGAUGUUUCUUUCUGGCAUGGCUUUUAGAAUUUGUAAAGGCAUUCACUUACCUUCUGACAGUUGCAAUGCUAAAAGCUAUUGCCAUUGAGAGAAAGGGUAGCUUUUUUGGUAUGUGAAUGAUAAUGAGUUUGAACAAAGAAAGAGAAAAUUUAAACCAAGGAAAACAAGAAAAUGAACAUUUACAUCAUCUAGCAUUAAUUUUAUUGCAGUUUUUAAAAAAAUUGUUGUUAGAAUGUUAUUUUAUUAGCAGUUAAGGUGGUCUUAUGAGGAACACCAGUUGACCAGCGUAAUAGAUUGCUAAUGUGAUUUAAAUGGCCAGUGACCUACAAGUGCGUCCUGUUUAGCUGUCAACCUAAAGUUAAUGUAAGAGUUUUAGAACUACUGCUAUUUUUUUUUAAGGUAAGGUUUACUUGGGUUAGCAACAGUAACUUGAAACCGGGUAGGCACGAAAGUUAAAGGGCCGGAGGUCUUUGCUUUUAUGUGCGUUAGCUAUUUUCUCUCUGUUUGUUUUAAGUUGACCAAAAGACUAACUACUUCCUCUAUACAUUCCUUAGAGUCUAGCUAUUUUUGUGUGACUUUUGUCAUUAUUACAUGUGUUAUUUAUUUCAGGCAUCCCACCUCCACGUGGAAUUCUGCUGCAUGGUCCUUCAGGUACAGGGAAAACCCUUAUUGCAAAAGCUGUGGCUGGGGAGUCUGGUGCACACUUUAUUUGUAUCAACGGCCCUGAUAUUCUAAGUAGGUCCGUAAUAUCAUCUCAAUCUAUUUAACAAGAAGAUUCCAUGUUGUCAUGCACCUGUUCAGUUUUAGAUCACAGAUGGCAGCAUAAUGUGGUAAGAACCAAAAAGUGGCACACGAACUGCAAGCGAGUGUGCCACUAAUGUUUUUACAACACAACUACAUGCUGUGCUGGACAAAACAAAGAAAAUAAUUUUCUCCUAACUUCAUCCGCGUGUCUGUACGUAAAUUGAUCAUAGCUAAUAACGUCCAAUAACAGUGCCUGUAGUACAUGUAUUCAUUAUACCAAGAUAUGUGAUUGUUAGCUUUUCUGCUCUUGCAUCUUAAAAAGAGUUAUUUUUACAGUGAAACCUUGUUAUUAUGACCGCCGAAGGGCCAAGGAAAACCUGGUCAAAUUAUCAAGGUUUCUGUCGGUAACGCUGACUUGAGUUCGUGAAGUUAGGUCGGAGCAAUUUAGAUUUCUGGGAAACUGCCCACCUACCCCUCCCCUAAGUCAUCAUUUUGCCCUAAGUGAGAAGUGAGUGUUAAUGUUAGCUUAGGGGAGGGGUAGGUGAGCAGUUUCCCAGAAAUCUAAAAUUGAUCCGUCAGGUCCACAAGAUUUAUGGUCAUAAUUCCAAAGUGGUCAUGUCAAUUAGCCUGCGAACCGCAGACGUAUUUCCGGUCGUCGCUAACCGGAUGCUCUCGCAGGUGACAUGUCAAUAGAGUGGUCGUGAGGUUGAUGUCCACUGUAUAAACUUUAAAUCAAAUUUAUGUAUCGCAUUCAAAGCAAUUCUUUCAAUUUUUUCCUGACAGGUAUUACGGUGAGACAGAGGCUCGUCUGAGGGACAUAUUCCGCGAGGCCCAGGAGAAGGCUCCUAGUAUUGUAUUCAUAGAUGAGCUUGAUGCUUUAUGUCCCAAGAGGGACAAAGUACAGAACGAGUUUGAGAAGAGAGUCGUGGCCACCUUGCUUACCCUUAUGGACGGAGCUACUUCAGCUGUAAGUUGACCUUAAGUCAGCAAGUAAAUCCCAACACUUUUUGUCUCAACCCAUCAGAAGCUCUACCCAGUUCUGGGUAGUAACGCUCCAUCAAUGUUAGCCUGCGAGCAAGCUCUCCUAUUUGGGCGAGUGAAACGAGUCUCGCGAGAACGCGCGAGCGAGCGGCGAAGCCUCGAGGGGCAGAGGAAAGCUUGCUCGCAGGCUACAUCAAUGUUUAAUUCUCUACGCUCGUUUCUCAGUCGUCAUAAUUUUCGCGAGGACACCAGUGGUGGCGUCGCGAAAUGUCGGUUGUUUUCUCAGGCAAACCUGUACAUGAAACAUCGCUUUGUCUCGUUUUUUUUCUCCUAGAAUUUCUUAUCUGGUCACGUGCUUGUAUUGGCGGCCACCAACCGGCCAGACGCCUUGGAUCCAGCCCUCCGCAGACCCGGGAGACUGGACCGAGAGAUUGAGAUCGGCAUCCCUAAUGCUGUUGAUCGUGAGGAUAUUCUGAGAACGCUUUUGAGGACUGUGACACAUAGCCUCACGGAGGAGGAAUUUGCCAGGUAAUAAAUAAGGGAUGUUGGGUAAGAAUUAGAUGUAUUAUAUGGCUGGUUUCACGCGCGCGGAGCGGGCAAGAUGAAGAUAAUACUGCAUUCUGAUUGGCCGCUUGAGCGGACAAGAAGGGUUCAUCACACCCGUUUCACGCAAAACAGAUUUUGCUUUGCCCAUAUAAUAAAUCCUUUAAUGACUAACUUGAGCUUAUUCGCUCAAGAUGACUUAAUGUGUCCUCGUUCUUUUCUUUUCUUUUUUUUCCGCGAUAUUAGAGUCCUUUAGAUUCUAAGACAAGGACGACUAUGAGAACGCGAUUUUAUUAAUACUAAGUAGUGCGCGCGCGUGAACCAGCGUCAGUUUGGCGGGAAAACGUGAUAGCCGUCGUCAUUCUUCUACGAAAAUUUCGUAGUGGCGGAAACAGGUUAUCAAAUGUUAGACGUUUUACGAUUCUGCCCUCGGGAAAGGGUUUAACCUACUUCAAUAAAAAUAACUGUGCUAACUUUUCUGGUGAAAAAAAUACAAUGAAGUUUUCCGAGCCAAAAACGCGAACCAAAAAAACUUUGGCCAGUAUACAACCAUCCUCACCAAACAAGCUUGGUCAAUAACGAAUUUGUCUGUGCUUUUCACAUUGCACGUGUCAGGGCUGUCAAUAAUAGUUUAGAUCUAAGUACACAUAAAUAAAUGUUAAACAUGUUGAACUCCAAAAUUCACAAACUUAACCCAGCCCCCUUAUAAAAUUAUAUAUUAUAACUUAAAAUAGAGAUUAAGAGAUUAAGUACUUCUGGGUUCGAUAGGGGUCGAUUGUAGGUGGUUAGUACCUUGCUCGAGACCAUAUCCUUCAGCUAAAUUACUCAAUAACUUAUGCCCUCUCAGCACCCGGACAUGAGUGCACCUAUAACGUCUAUCAUACUCUAAAGCUUGUCUGUUUUCUUUGACAGGUUUGCAGAAAUGGCACAUGGUUACGUAGGAGCUGAUCUUGCUGCCGUGUGUAAAGAGGCGGGGUUAAAGGCAUUCAAACGCUGUUUAGCAAAGCAGGAGAUGACGUCAUCUCUUAAUAGUACAGUCGACGAAGAGACUCUCAAGGAUAGCCUUCUGGUUACAAGAGAUGACGUCAUCGCCGCGUUUGCGCAGGUUGGACCCAGUGCUAUGCGAGAAGUUGCCAUCGAUGUUCCUAAGGUGGGUACCCUUGAGUGUGAUUGAACCUUGCCGGGUGAGAGUAGCUUGAUAUGAAACACGCGCAUUUCACUGUUUCCUUGUUUGUUGUGACUAAGACUAACGAUCAGAAUGUCAGUUUUAGUUUUUUCUAUGCAGUUUUUUAGUCGCUGUUCCUUUAGUCACAAAGUGGCAAUAAGAGAGUUGAGAGAAGUGCGAUACUAGCUAGCCACAUGAUAGGCCUUGAAUUGGCACGGAAGAAAAAGGGGAGUGUUAACUUUCCCUCACUUUACACUCACCUUGUCUGUCCAUGUUUGCCUUAAACUUUCUUUGUGUUGCAUGUAUCACACAACGGCACUAUUCCUGUCGAUCGUAAUAUACUUUUUUGCAGUCUUGAUUUUUAAGUUCCACUGUAUUGGUAAUCAACAUAUUUUGUUUUGUUGUUAACCAUAUUUUAGGUUCGUUGGGAUGACAUUGGAGGAAACGCUGUUAUCAAACAAAAACUAAUGCAAGCAGUGGAAUGGCCCCUAAAACACCCAGAGGUGAGGAUAACAACCUACCCACCCCUUCCUUUAACACUUUCACUUUAACACUUUCAAGGGGGCAAGGGCGGCGCAGUAGUGAGAGCGCUCGCCUCCCACCAAUGUGGCCCGGGUUCAAAUCCCGGCGUUGACGCCAUAUGUGGGUUGAGUUUGUUGUUGGUUCUCUCCCUUGCUCCGAGAGGUUUUUCUCCAGGUACUAUGGUUUUCCCCUCUCUUCAAAAACCAACACUUCCAAAUUCCAAUUCGAUCUGGAACGCACGGACACGUUUAAACGAGUUCAUGUGAACUCUUAAGUGCUUCGUGGGUAAAAAAGCCAUUUACAAUUUUUUUACCUCAUCAACGAACGGAAUAACAAGGCAAGCCAAACACAGCACUGUGAACUUUCCCUUAUACACUUUUCAAACAGCGCUGUGGGGACUGACCCUUCCCCAGUUGUCUUUCUUCCCGCUUGGAAGAUGCGCGUGGGAGAGCCUCCGCCGCGCCUUGUAGUAGCCUCCCGUGGCCUUUCCUUGACCGCCUGCAAAUGAUAAGACGCGGGCUGGGGACAAGUGAGGAGUGAGGUCUGGGUAAGAUUAUAUUUUCUGCUUCUGUAUUGCAAAAUGUGCAAGGAAGGCAGUGCCAACUUAUGUGAAUCUUACCGUUCAGCCAGUCAGAAAACAUAGAUCGUUAAAGUGCUUGCCCGGUCGGUAUGCUAGCUCGUGACCAUCAAAUUGCAUGUUUUUGAUUUGAUUUGAUCUUUUUGCAGGCAUUUAAGCGGCUUGGUAUCAGCCCUCCAAGGGGAAUCCUGAUGUACGGACCUCCAGGAUGCAGCAAGACCCUUGUAGCACGAGCGUUGGCUACAGAGAGUGGACUUAAUUUCUUAGCCGUGAAGGGUCCUGAGCUUUUUAGUAAAUGGGUUGGCGAGUCUGAGAGAGCUGUCAGACAGGUAAGCUUUUCCUAGUUCGACGUUUGAACGGGCCUUAGUAUAUCAUCCAAACCACCUUCUUCAGACAGAAAUUUCAAUUGCUGGCCUCGCUCUUAGACAAGCUAGAAAUCGAAACGUCGACUUUUUUCAUUUUUUUCCUCCUUUUUUUCUCCUUUUUUCAGUGUGGUGGCUACCUUUCUUUGUUAACUCAUUUGAUAAAGAUUGUGUCGUUUCCUUAUGGUUCGUUUGAGAAAGAUAAAUAAAUAACGAUUUGCAGGUAGCACAUCCACGUAGUGGUUCUUCGUCUACCUGAAAGUGUAAGUUAACCACAUUUUUGUUCAUUUUCUUGCCAGGUUUUUCAAAAAGCCCGAGCAGCAGCGCCCUCCAUCGUCUUCUUCGAUGAAAUAGACGCCCUUGCAGCUCCUCGUGGCAGCGGUGGAGACAGUGGCGCCUGCAGCGUGUCAGAUCGCGUUCUAACGCAGUUGCUAACAGAAUUAGAUGGUGUUGAAACGCUUAAAGACGUCAUAAUGGUGGCGGCAACGAAUCGUCCUGAUAUGAUUGACAAGGCUUUACUCCGCCCUGGAAGAAUAGACCGAAUCAUUUAUGUUCCACUCCCGGAUACAGAAGCUAGAAAAGAAAUUAUUAAAAUUCAGCUUGCCAAAACUCCCCUCGGAAACGAUGUAGUGUCGCAAGAUCUUGCAGAAAGGACAGAAAUGUAUUCGGGCGCUGAAAUUUCUGCUUUGUGUCGCGAAGCAGCGUUAGCUGCGCUACAAGAAGACAUUGAGUCGUGUGAAGUACACAGGCGACACUUCGAUUCAGCUUUUAUGGCAGUGAAACCUAGAACUUCCCGGGAGUUGAUUGAACUUUACAAAAGAUACCAGAAUGAAAGUGGCGUUCAUUCUAUUUAG
Molecule: messenger RNA, 14403 nt
Organism: Porites evermanni
Lineage: Eukaryota; Metazoa; Cnidaria; Anthozoa; Scleractinia; Poritidae
Source: the annotation of a GenBank genome assembly